Messenger RNA from Vicia villosa (hairy vetch), 699 nucleotides. RefSeq lists its product as uncharacterized. NCBI's taxonomy places the organism in Eukaryota, Viridiplantae, Streptophyta, Magnoliopsida, Fabales, Fabaceae. The record is from RefSeq and is a predicted model, not a curated record. The coding region runs from base 1 to 699 and encodes 232 amino acids. The transcript is spliced from 2 exons.
AUGGCUAACAACGUGACCGCUACCAAAGAGGCUACUAAGCGUACAUUCACUUGCAGUUUCUUCAGUGAGGAUAUGACACAUCUGAUUCAGUUGAGCACUCUAGUUACUGGGCAUAACUUGGAUGAGUUCAGAAAGACAUAUGGCCAUAUCUUGCACAUGUUGACUUCUCAGGUUGAUGAAUGGGCUCUAUACACGCUCCUUCAGUUCUAUGAUUAUGAGCUACGUUGUUUCACCUUUCGAGACUAUCAACUGGCUCCUACCCUUGAAGAGUAUGCUGACAUUCUCAAGAUUAAGGUUCAACGUAACUGGAAGCCUAAUGGUGGAACCCACGGAUUCCAUGUGAAAUUUCUGAUAAAGAAGGCCAACGCCCUUGCUGUUGAGAAGAAAUGGAAAGAAUUCAACGCUCUCCUAGCCGUUAUGAUCUAUGGUUUGGUGUUGUUCCCGAAUAUUUCGAAUUUCGUCGAUCUAACUGCUGUUUGUCUCUUCAUGGAUCAAAAUCCUGUGCCCACUCUUUUAGCGGAUACUUAUUAUACCAUUCAUUCCAGGUAUGGGAAGAAAGGAUCAGUUGGCGGUUGUUUACCGUUGCUAUAUGAGUGGUUCACUUCACACUUGCCUAAAAAUGGGCCGUUCGUUAUGACGAAAGACUCACAGAAAUGGCCUGAAAGGAUCAUGAGGCUUACUGCAAACGACAUUGUCUAG